Colletotrichum aenigma is the source of this 768-nucleotide messenger RNA. RefSeq lists its product as uncharacterized. Bases 1 to 768 code for a protein of 255 amino acids. The transcript has a single exon. The record is from RefSeq and is a predicted model, not a curated record. Lineage: Eukaryota; Fungi; Ascomycota; Sordariomycetes; Glomerellales; Glomerellaceae.
AUGCCGCCGCCAGAAAAGACUCCCCUGCCGCCGGCCGCGAAGCCACGCUUAAGCAACAACUUCGAUCCGUACAAUUCCAGCGCUACCGGCCAUCAACGCCCGGAGACGGCACCCGGCGCGACUCUCGGGUGGCGGGACAGCCGAGCCCGCAAACUCGCCGGGCAGUUCGCUGCGGGCCACUCCGGUGGCGUCCGCAUGAGCGAUACUUACGGCGCCGGGAGCGAAGACUACGAUGAGAAGCUCAAGAUGGUUGUGCCCAAGAACGUCAGGGCACGGGCAACGACGAGCGUUGCCGACAUGCUCGCGAGGCCGGGGCUGACGAGGAGCGGCUCGUCCAUCUCUGACGCUGGAUCCGCUGCUUCGACGACAUCAGCCGUGAGAGGAGAUUCAACAAACGAGGAAGCCAUUAUGGAGGCCCGCAGGAGGGAGGACGAAGAAAAGGAGGAGAAAGCAGCUGCUGGACUUGGCUUGUUCGAGGGCGUAACUGUCUAUGUCAACGGCAGCACGCAUCCCAUUAUCUCGGACCACAAGCUCAAGCGCGUGCUGGUCGAAAAUGGCGCCCGCAUGUCGAUACACCUCGGCCGGAGGCAGGUUACGCACGUCAUCGUGGGCAGGCCGGCGGGAGUCGGGGCUGGAGCCGGCGGUGGCCUCGCAAGUGGCAAGCUGGAGAAGGAGAUUCGCAAGGUGGGCGGCUGUGGAGUGAAGUACGUUGGAGUCGAGUGGUAUGUUCUCCUGACUAUCUUCUUCAUACCUGCAAACAUGUACUGA